This is a messenger RNA of Bombus impatiens (common eastern bumble bee), 3972 nucleotides long. Its product is annotated as 5-oxoprolinase. Gene Ontology annotation, cellular component: cytosol. The record is from RefSeq and is a predicted model, not a curated record. Gene Ontology annotation, biological process: glutathione metabolic process. Gene Ontology annotation, molecular function: 5-oxoprolinase (ATP-hydrolyzing) activity. The transcript is spliced from 21 exons. The coding region runs from base 1 to 3858 and encodes 1285 amino acids. NCBI's taxonomy places the organism in Eukaryota, Metazoa, Arthropoda, Insecta, Hymenoptera, Apidae.
AUGAGCAACGACAAAUUCGAGUUCGCCAUAGAUCGCGGCGGCACGUUUACCGACGUGUACGCCAGAUGUCCAGGCGGGAAGAUUCGGGUUAUGAAACUGCUCUCUGUAGAUCCUGCCAACUACGAGGACGCGCCACGCGAAGGAAUUCGCAGAAUUCUCGAACAGGAAACUGGAAAGAAAAUCAAUGGGGAAAUAGAUACAUCGUUGAUAUCAUGGAUUCGAAUGGGUACGACAGUUGCUACGAAUGCUCUUUUAGAAAGAAAAGGCGCGAGAAUGGCGCUCCUGAUAAACGAAGGGUUCAGAGAUCUUCUUUUUAUAGGAAAUCAAGCACGACCGAAUAUAUUCGACUUGCAAGUAAUUACACCGGAAGUAUUAUAUGAGAGAGUAGUCGAAGUUAAAUGCAGGGUGAUACCUGCAUUGCCUGGUAAAUGUCACUUGGAUAGUAAAAAAUGGCGCAGAGUGAAGGGAUCUACGAGCGAGGAUCUCUUUAUUACUCAAGAACUCGACGAAGAGAAAUUAAAACUAGAUCUAAAGGAAUUAAGAAGAUCGGGAAUUGAAAGUUUAGCAGUGGUUCUCGCGCACAGUUACACGUUUGCGGAACACGAGAUAAGAGUAGGUGAGUUGGCGAAACUGGUCGGUUUUUCGCAAGUCUCGCUUUCUCACGAAGUUAUGCCCAUGACGAGGAUAGUUCCUCGAGGAUUCACUGCUUCUGCCGAUGCAUAUUUGACACCGCAUAUUAAACAAUACUUGCAGGGAUUCUCCUCUGGUUUCAAAGAUAAAUUGAAAGGGGUGAACGUUUUGUUCAUGCAGAGCGAUGGCGGAUUGACUCCGAUGAAUUCAUUCAAUGGGUCUCGAGCCAUUCUUUCUGGCCCUGCUGGCGGUGUAGUUGGUUAUGCGAUGACUACUUAUGGUAAAGAGACCGAUUUACCGGUGAUCGGGUUCGAUAUGGGUGGCACCUCAACUGAUGUCAGUCGUUAUGGUGGUAACUAUGAGCACGUUUACGAGAGCACGACCGCUGGCGUCACGAUCCAGGCUGCACAGUUGGACGUGAACACAGUUGCGGCAGGAGGUGGAUCGAUGCUUUUCUUCAGGUCGGGUCUCUUCGAGGUAGGACCUGAGAGCGCUGGAGCCCAUCCUGGUCCAGCGUGCUACAAGAAGAACGGUCCUCUGGCUGUCACCGAUGCGAAUCUAGCUUUGGGAAGACUCUUGCCGGAAUAUUUCCCGAAGAUAUUUGGUCCGAAUGAGAAUGAACCACUGGACAAGUCUCGAACGAUGGAAGCUUUCCAAACACUUACGAAUCAAAUAAACGAAUUUCUAGCGACAGAGGGGCAUAGACCGAAGAUGACCGUCGAAGAAGUAGCAAUGGGAUUCAUCAGAGUGGCCAACGAAACUAUGUGUCGACCAAUACGAGCUUUAACACAGGCGAAAGGCUAUGAUACAUCUCGCCACGUUUUGGCGUGUUUCGGAGGUGCAGGUGGGCAACACGCGUGUGCUAUUGCACGUUCUCUAGGAAUGGGCACUGUCUUCGUUCAUAAAUACGCUGGAAUUUUGUCGGCCUACGGAAUGGCCCUGGCUGAUGUCGUGGAAGAAGCUCAGGAACCCAGUGCGGAAAUUUAUGAACAAGAAUCAUUUGCACGUCUGGAUGAGCGCCUAGAUGCCUUAGAAAAGAAGGUUCGAGAAAAGGUAGCUGCUCAAGGAUUUCCUGAUUCUUACAUAGAGACGGAAUUUUUCCUACAUUUGCGCUAUCAAGGAACAGAUUGCGCCCUAAUGUGCACCCCUAGUAAAAAUUCUGAAAAUAACGCCACGAAGCAUGGGGAUUUCCUUACUACGUUCUUGGAAAGGUACCAAACAGAGUUUGGUUUCGUUAUGCCCAAUCGAAAGAUUCUGGUGAACGACAUAAGAGUAAGAGGCACAGGAAAGAUUGAUAUCCAGGAAGAUCCACAUCUACCUUUCUCCAAUGUUUCACCAAAGGUAGAAAAGACUACCAUGGUGUACUUCGAAAAUGGUUACCAGGAGACCAAAGUGUAUCAAUUGCAUUCUCUCUCACCUGGCCACGUGAUUCACGGGCCGGCCAUUAUAAUGGACAGUCUGAGCACUCUUUUGAUCGAGCCCGAUUGCACCGCAUCGAUCACAUCUCGCGGCGAUGUGAAGAUAACGAUCGGUCAAGGGCUAAGGGCCGAGGUCACGACCGAACUGGAUACCAUUCAACUGAGCAUCUUCUCUCAUCGUUUCAUGAGCAUCGCCGAACAAAUGGGCAGGAUUCUUCAGCGAACCGCUAUCUCAACGAACAUCAAGGAGCGUUUGGAUUUUUCAUGUGCGGUUUUUGGGCCCGAUGGUGGUCUGGUUUCCAAUGCUCCGCACAUACCCGUGCAUCUGGGUGCCAUGCAGGAAACGGUUCAGUAUCAAAUGAAGGCUUUCAACGGUGAAUUUUCAAAAGGGGACGUGAUCCUCGCGAACCAUCCCUGCGCUGGAGGAUCUCACCUUCCGGAUCUUACUGUCAUCACCCCCGUGUUUUACAGAGACGUAGAGAAGCCAGUGUUUUUUGUAGCCAGCAGAGGACAUCAUGCUGACAUAGGAGGCAUUACACCUGGCUCCAUGCCACCACAUUCAACCUCUUUGCUCCAGGAAGGGGCGACUUUCAAGAGUUUCUUGUUGGUUCAGAAAGGGGUAUUUAGAGAGAAAGAGUUGACGGAAGCGUUGAUGGCACCUGGAAAGAUCCCAGGAAGUUCCGGAACCAGAAAUCUGUCUGACAAUCUGAGCGAUCUCAAGGCUCAGAUUGCAGCCAAUCACAAAGGGUUACUGUUGGUCAAUGAACUGAUCGAUAUAUACGGUCUCGAUGUGGUGCAAGCUUACAUGGGUCAUAUUCAACACAACGCUGAGGUUGCUGUGAGGGAUAUGUUAAAAUCUGUUGGCAAAAAGCUUCUUGAGCAAACUGGAAACACUGUAGCAACCUCGGUAGAUUAUCUGGAUGACGGAAGUCCUAUUCAACUCCUUUUGAACAUUGACGUGGACAAGGGCGAAGCUGUCUGUGAUUUUACUGGUACAGGGUAUGAGGUAUGGGGCAACUGUAACGCGCCUAGGGCUAUUACUCUUUCUGCGUUAAUUUAUUGUCUGAGAUGCAUAGUGGGUAGAGAUGUUCCUUUGAAUCAGGGUUGCCUAAAGCCUGUAAAGGUAAUUAUUCCAAAAGGGUCUCUUUUAGAUCCUUCAGAGGAGGCAGCGGUGGUCGGCGGCAACGUGCUCACGUCUCAACGCGUAGUUGAUGUAGUUCUGCAAGCUUUCGGAGCUUGUGCAGCGUCACAGGGUUGCAUGAACAAUGUGACGCUUGGCACUGAGGAAUGGGGUUAUUACGAAACUGUUGCUGGAGGCAGUGGAGCCGGACCAACAUGGGAUGGUAGAGGAGGUGUUCACACACACAUGACAAAUACAAGAAUCACCGAUCCAGAGAUAUUGGAACUUCGUUAUCCGGUUAUUCUUAACAAGUUUUCUCUUCGACCCGGAAGCGGAGGAGCUGGUGCUCAUCCUGGUGGCGAUGGUGUCGUUCGUGAAAUGACAUUUAGAGCACCCAUGAUGUUGUCUAUAUUGACGGAAAGAAGAGUACAUAGUCCACCAGGAUUAGCAGGAGGACGGCCAGGUCAGAAAGGACGAAACACAUUACAAAGAGCCGAUGGUAGAAGAAUUAAUGUAGGCCCCAAAACCGCGGUGCCUGUUUGCCCUGGGGAUACGUUCAUUCUGGAAACUCCUGGAGGCGGUGGCUACGGUUCUGCCGGCGAAAAAAUGCCAUCGAUGCAGAAAACAUCUCAAGGAUUCGUCGAACGUGGUAGCGUGUUCGAAUAUAGAAAAGCACAAGAAUCUGUAUAAUGUAUAUUCACAACUGCACAUACUCGUUAAUGACAAUAAUUAUUUUAAUAAUCGCACAAUAUUUUUAUCCUUGUAAUUAUAUCGACGAAAGACAAUAAAUGCAAAGCGAAUGAA